Saccostrea cuccullata (small rock oyster) is the source of this 1432-nucleotide messenger RNA. RefSeq lists its product as uncharacterized. The transcript has 6 exons. The record is from RefSeq and is a predicted model, not a curated record. Gene Ontology annotation, molecular function: scavenger receptor activity. The coding region runs from base 272 to 1015 and encodes 247 amino acids. NCBI's taxonomy places the organism in Eukaryota, Metazoa, Mollusca, Bivalvia, Ostreida, Ostreidae.
CAAAUUUUCUCUCCAGAAAAGUACAUAACAAAGAAUGUGACAUAAAAGACAUCUCGAAAUAUUCAUGCAAAUAUGAGGUUUUAUACAAUAAUAUAAAAUCAGGAAGAUGUAAUGAUUGAACGACCGACUGGCACAGGAAAAAACCCCAUUAAAUUCAAGUCCAAUAUCUUUCGCUCGUGUAAUAUACAGGAAAUGCUAGCUACAUGUAAAUAUUUCCUUAAAAUAUUUAAACAGACGAGGAAUGUCAAAAACCAACAUUUAUUUUUGAAUUAUGAGAUAUCUUCUUAUGGUCUCCGCUCUCUUAGAAUUUCUGAAACUGAUUAGAUUGUCUUUCUCGUCAAACUGCAGUGGAUUGGGUGGUACUAAGGUUUGCUGCGCUGGUUACGUUUGGAACAAUGCUGUAGGCAAUUGUACCCCUUGUACUCUGGGCUUUCAUGGACCAUAUUGCAAUGUUCCCUGUGCAUACCCAUCUUUUGGAAAAGACUGUCAGUCCUGGUGUUACUGCAGUAAAUCUAAUUGCAACCAUCAGUUGGGUUGUAGGAAAAAUCCACAAGAUUGUGGCGUCGGAUUUUAUGGAAACUUUUGCGAGAAACGUUGCAGAUAUCCAAAUUUUGGGUUUAUGUGCCAAGAACACUGCAAAUGUGAACAGGAUAUGUGCCAUUUUGAAAAAGGAUGUAAACAUACUGUAACAAAAUCAGUCACUACAGAUAUUGUAUAUCUUAUACGUCCAUCUGACAGUUCUACAGUUCUCAUCAUCGUUGAUAAAUCCGUGGGAAACAAUACUGUUCCUGUAAUAUCCACAACAAGUGUUCAAGUUUCAGAGGAGCAUACAAGCAAUAACAUCGUUACACCAGAUUUUAACAGAAAUCACUUCUGGUUAACGACAGGAACCCUUUCCCCGAUGGCUGCAGGUAUCAUUGGUCUUGAUGUGGUCGCUGUCGUAUUAUUAUUUAUCUAUGCUGGCACAUUUUGUUUUGAAGAAAGUGAUAGGAAUAUAGGAUCAAUGGAGAUCUGAAAUACCUCAAGAUUAAUUAUCUUUAACUACAGAAUUGCUUAUAGAAUAUGUAAAUAUACACAUUUUAUCUAUGAAAAAAUUAACUGCUGACUAUGAAAAAUGCUGUUUCUUUUUAGAGAUUAUAAAAAACAGUAGUGUACAAAAAUAAAAUAAAUAAAAACAUGAAUAUGUGUGUAAACUGUUUUGCUUGAAACAAUUGUGUGUGCAUCAGUACAUUUGAAAUUUACAUCCCUUGUUUAAUUUCAUAUCAACUAAGGAAAUAGCAACCUUUCAGGUACGAGGGAUGCAAAUAUUUUAUCCCGGACAUAAAUGUGUUUUUCUGGGAACAUACAUGUUUCUGUUACAACAUAUAUUUCAACCUGUUCAUAUAUUUUUAUGAUAAUUAAUUAUUAUUAAUAUAUUGCAGCUAAAGGAAGU